CCCUUGAUAAAUUCAAUACACUCAUAGAUCUCGGACGGAUCACAAUACUCCGCUCUCCAGGCAAACAAAUAAUACAAAAAUCAAAAAUCAAAUACUUUAUACGCAACAUACAUUUCUGACAAGAUGAAUCGUAUUCUGGAGGAUGUCAUCCAUAAGAACGCCGCGACCGUCGAACGCAUCACGAGCGAGAAUGCAUCUGGAUACGUGGUGGCAGACAAUACGGCCAAUGCCGUGGCCGAGACCUCCUUCGACAACACCGGGGCCCAGGCGAUCGUGAAGCACUUGCACGGGGUCCUCGUCAGCUCGUGCCAGAGUGUGAUCCGGGACCUGGAUCCCACCAACAAGCUCUGCUUCCUGCGGGUCGCCACGCGCAAGUUCGAGUAUCUGGUGGCCCCCGAGGAGUAUUUCACCAUAACCGUGGUGCAGUAGCCGGCUGGAGCUGCAACUGAAUCGGGAUCGACUGGAGGAGGCGUUCGUUUUAUUAUCAUGUUAGAAUCAACUGUUCCGUGUGUGCGUGUGUGUGUGGGUCCAACAAUAUAAUACAAGGAAGGGCAUCCUGCCGUCGUUUAUGGGGUAACGAUGAGCUGAACCUGAACCUGAAUCCUUUCAAAUGCUAA
Molecule: messenger RNA, 617 nt
Organism: Drosophila obscura
Lineage: Eukaryota; Metazoa; Arthropoda; Insecta; Diptera; Drosophilidae
Product: dynein light chain roadblock-type 1
Exons: 1
Coding region: 124-429 (101 amino acids)
Biological process (GO): microtubule-based movement
Cellular component (GO): cytoplasmic dynein complex; centrosome; cytoplasm
Molecular function (GO): dynein intermediate chain binding
Source: RefSeq, a predicted model, not a curated record